AUGAGCGUCAAGUUAAUGGUCGGUCUCGCUACGGCGGGCAGCGUUUUCGUGAUUAUCAUGUCGCUCGUCGCAGUAUGCAUUAUCUACAACGACAUUAAUAGCCUUUACGAUGAUGUUAUGGAUGAAAUGGGUGAAUUCAGGAUUGUUGCCGAUGACACGUGGCAACGAAUUUUGUUGUUGCAUAUGAACCCAUCCGGCAAAAGUGAUGCGCCACCGUCAUUCGCAAGCCUCUUCGGACGUGCGAAACGUCAAAUUCCUGAUCGAUGCCAUUGCGGUCCAUCAGCUGAAGGCUGCCCAGCUGGACCACCAGGACCACGUGGUGAUCCAGGAGACAAAGGACCCGAUGGACCAGACGGCAAAGACGGACCACCUGGUGUUCCCGGAAUUGCUACCAAACCCACAUAUGAGAUGCCCACUGCUUGCAUCGAUUGCCCACCAGGACCACCUGGACCACCUGGACCUGACGGAGAGCUUGGAGAAGCCGGCCCACCAGGAAACGCUGGCCCACCGGGACGUCCAGGAAAACCCGGCCCACCAGGCCCAGCUGGCGAACCAGGAGAGCCUGGACCUGCAGGACCCGCAGGCCGUCCCGGUCAGCCAGGACCCCCAGGCAAAGAUGGCAAGCGCGGAAAGGGACCACAAGGACCAAAAGGCCCACCUGGACCCCGUGGACCACCCGGAGAGCCAGGCAAAGAUGGCGAGAAGGGUGCCGAUGGAGAGCCUGGAGACAAAGGUCCAGACGGAAGACCUGGACGCGAUGGACGUCCCGGAAAGGAUGGCCGCCCAGGACCAGCUGGCAGCGCAGGAUUGCCUGGUCCAGAUGCACACUACUGCCCGUGCCCGCCACGCAGCAGCGUAUUCCUUCUCAAGAAACACUGA
Messenger RNA from Anisakis simplex (herring worm), 879 nucleotides. NCBI's taxonomy places the organism in Eukaryota, Metazoa, Nematoda, Chromadorea, Rhabditida, Anisakidae. The record is from the annotation of a GenBank genome assembly.